This is a messenger RNA of Durusdinium trenchii, 393 nucleotides long. The record is from the annotation of a GenBank genome assembly. Lineage: Eukaryota; Dinophyceae; Suessiales; Symbiodiniaceae.
AUGGGAUGCUUAGGAGGAGUGCCGGUUCACCACGGACAGAUUGUGGACCAUGCGAUGCCCACCGGUUUCCGCUACAAGCUUUGGCUUUUAGCAGCCAGCAUGAGCGAGUGGCGGGAAGCGGUACCCGACAAGCUCCUUGGAAUGAGGUCCCGGCACUGCUUGGAGUUUGACUUUGAGUACAGCGUGAAGUUCGAAGCGAAGUUGACUCCUUUCGAGGUGGAGGACAUGGAGCAUGAGAUGACCAUCGAGGUGGGCACUGCCCCUAUUUGGCAAUCGUGCAAAAGCAUCAAACAUCCUGGACCUGUACCUCGUCAAAGCAUUUUCUGCCUGGUGCAACCAGGCACAUAUUCGCUCACCUUCUAUGCCGAGUAUCCAUUGGGAGGCUGGACGUGA